CACAAAACUUUGGUCCAUGCUCCUCCUCCUAUUCUUAACCUUAAACCCUAACGCCAUAAACCCCGCAUUCCCUGCCUCAAAACCAUUUCUCCCUUCUCUCGUUACUCAUUGGCCAUUUCAACUACAGUCAUGUACUCCUCUAUCCUUCGACGACAUUCCAGCUCCUCCUCGAAGCUUCUCUGCACCUUCUUCUUCGCCCGCCCAAUGGGCGGCGGUCCAAGAACCUUUCCCGGCGGUAUCAACAAAUGGCAAUGGAAACGUCUCCACGAGAAGAAAGCCAGGGAGAAGGAGAAGAGACUUCUCGACCACGAGAAACAGCUCUACGAAGCCCGAAUCCGAUCGCAAAUCCGGGCCAAACUCGCUGGGAAACCCGUUUCCGAUUUCUCUCCGGAUUCGGAUCAUCCGAAUCACAACCCCAUGUCCCCCCAAGACCACAUCAAAGCCCUCGCUGAUCGGUUCAUGAAGGAAGGCGCCGAAGACCUCUGGAACGACGACGACGGCCCAGUCAAAUCUCCUCCACCACUGCCGCGGCGGCCAUCCAAUGGAUUGAGUGGGCAGAUUGAGCCUCCGGUUGAUCUUCGGAAGUUGACAUCCCAUGGGCGGAGUUUGGGGCCCGGAAAUGCGAGAAUUGUGAGCAGGGCUUUGAAACCUAGGCAUUAUUCUGUGCAAGUGCGGAGGAGGUUUCGGAGAAACGAGAGUUCGUCGAGCGAUGAUGGUUCGGAUGUGAGUUCUGGGGAUGAAUUUUCGGGGAGAUUGGUGGAUGAUGAUGUGGAAUUGAGGGGAAGGAGAAAUGUACAAAAGAUGAUGAGUAGUGCUGCUUUGGGGAAGUACGAUGUCAAGAUCAAGAGGCGGGUGAUGCCGAAGUCUAUUGAUGAAGGGGAUGAUUUUUCGGAGCAAAUUGAGUUGAUUAGACAUGAGUUGAGUAGGAAGAAUUUGGCGGAGGAAGAGGAAAAAGAGGAUGAAGAGUCCAUUCUUAGUCAGAAAAGAUUUGAUGAAUGUGGUGUAUCUCCAUUGACAGUCAAGGCACUUUCUUCAGCAGGCUAUGUACAAAUGACAAGGGUACAAGAGGCUACUCUUGAUGUUUGCCUUGAAGGAAAGGAUGCUUUAGUCAAAGCUAAAACCGGCACUGGCAAAAGUGCUGCUUUCUUGCUUCCUGCAAUUGAAGCAGUUUUGAAGGCUACAAGUAGCAACAGAAUUCAACGGGUGCCACCAAUACUUGUUCUUAUUCUCUGCCCAACAAGAGAAAUUGCAAGUCAGAUCGCUGCAGAAGCAAAUGUUAUGCUAAAGUACCAUGAUGGCAUAGGUGUUCAAACAUUAAUUGGGGGUACACGUUUCAAGUUUGAUCAGAAACGCCUAGAGUCAGAUCCAUGCCAGAUUAUAGUGGCUACCCCUGGUAGGUUGUUGGAUCAUAUUGAGAAUAAGGGUAGCUUCUCUGUUCGUCUGAUGGGAUUGAAAAUGCUUGUUCUUGAUGAAGCUGACCACUUACUGGACCUGGGAUUCAGAAAAGACAUGGAGAAAAUUGUAGAUUGUUUACCCCGCCAGAGGCAGUCGUUGCUGUUCUCUGCUACAGUCCCUAAAGAGGUUCGCCGAAUAUCUCAACUUGUUUUGAAAAAGGAACAUGCUUUUGUUGAUACAGUGGGUCUGGGUAAUGCAGAAACUCAUGCAAAAGUUAGGCAGUCUUACCUUGUUGCACCACAUAAACUGCAUUUUCAAAUUGUGUACCACCUUUUGAAGGAUCAUAUAUUGCAAGUGCCAGAUUACAAGGUCAUUGUUUUCUGUACAACUGCAAUGGUAACAUCACUCGUGUUUCUACUUCUUCAAGAGAUGAAAGUGAAUGUCAGGGAGAUACAUUCUAGAAAGCCUCAGAUAUAUCGAACUCGCAUCUCUGAGGAAUUCAGGGAAUCAAAACGUUUGGUUCUUAUCACAUCCGAUGUUUCAGCUCGUGGUAUUAAUUAUCCUGAUGUUACUUUGGUCAUUCAGAUGGGUAUUCCUUCUGAUCGAGAACAAUAUAUACACCGUCUUGGAAGAACUGGACGAGAAGGCAAAGAAGGGGAAGGCAUCUUGUUGGUUGCACCAUGGGAAGAAUAUUUCCUGGAUGAAAUAAAAGACCUGCCCAUUGAGAAAUUUCCUUUACCAUUAUUGGAUCCAGACUUAAAGCUCAAGGUGGGUGCUUCGAUGGACAAGAUUGAUACUAGUGUCAAAGAAGCAGCAUAUCAUGCCUGGCUUGGCUAUUAUAACUCGAUCAGAGAAACAGGCAGAGAUAAAACUACACUUGUUGAGCUAGCCAACCAAUUUUGUGAGUCUAUUGGUUUACAAAAACCUCCUCUACUCUUCCGGAAGACAGCCCUGAAAAUGGGUUUGAAAGGUAUACCUGGCAUCAGAAUCCGAAGGUAGUGAUAACUUGAAGCAUGGAAAAACAAGGUGCCAAGUUUAUGCCAAGUUUAGAUGGGAAUGGAAGGGACAGUUUCAGAGACAUGUGAGGAUCCCAGAUGUCAAUCGCAAACAGGUUCAGCUAUUCUUCAAUGGGAAGAGUAGCCUUUGAGUGUAUUUCUGGAUGAGGUACAGCAUUCUUCUUGCUGCAUGACCAGCGCCUUAUAUUGCUGCCUGAAAGUUCAACUCCCUUGGAUUGCAUCAUGCCACUCUCUGUAAUGUAUUUGAGAGCCUCAGUCCUUUGUCAAGCCACUGCAUUCGAUGCAAACAUUAUUGUAACCUUCAACCAUUAAAAGAACACAAGCACAAAGCAAUCAUGCAAUCAAUGUGCCAAUCUCUCUCUUGAUUUGAAGGUAGUUAUGCACAAAGUGAAAGCAAUUAAGUGCAAAUUAAUGAAGUCUAAUUAAUGUGCAAGUAUUUCCCACACUGGACAAUCAUCUGGGAUCCAAUUAGUGGCCCUUCAUUUUGAAGAUUGGUCAAGAAGUAAUAUUAAGCAGUUCGUUGAA
This is a messenger RNA of Vitis riparia (riverbank grape), 2936 nucleotides long. RefSeq names its product probable DEAD-box ATP-dependent RNA helicase 48. The transcript has 10 exons. Lineage: Eukaryota; Viridiplantae; Streptophyta; Magnoliopsida; Vitales; Vitaceae. The record is from RefSeq and is a predicted model, not a curated record. Gene Ontology annotation, molecular function: ATP binding; nucleic acid binding; RNA helicase activity. The coding region runs from base 130 to 2394 and encodes 754 amino acids.